AAGAAAACAACACCUUGACUUAGGACAAACGAAGGAGAAAACAGCUGAGAAAUCGGAAUGAAUCGCUGUACAAGGAUGGCUACCUCAAGUUACUGUAUGUUAAGAAGAAAUGUCAGUUACAGUUUAACAAACAGAGCAAUACUAAUGCAACAGCUACGACGGUGGUAUCAUCCCCCUCCAGCAAUAGCAGCCAACUUUCAGGGUUUGCUUGUGGAUCUGCGCUCAGACACAAUAACAAAACCAACAGUAGGAAUGAAACAAGCCAUGAUGGAUGCACUGCUCGGGGAUGACGUCUAUCGCGAAGAUCCAACUGUCAAAGAGUUGGAGAGAAGAAUGGCCAUUUACACAGGGAAAGAAGCUGCUUUAUUUGUACCUUCAGGAACAAUGGGAAACCUCAUAGCUGUCCUCGGCCACUGUGAGAAUCGAGGGUGUGAGGUGCUCUUAGGAGAUCAGGCACACAUAUUCUUAUAUGAGCAGGCUGGCAUGGCACAGUUAGGUGGUGUACAGCCUCACAUUAUACCCAACCAACCCGAUGGAACAUUUGACGUCAGUGAAAUACCUGCCCGAGUUAGAGAUGAGGAUGUACAUUGUCCACGAACAGCCCUCAUUUGCAUUGAAAAUACCCAGAAUGUUUGUGGUGGGAAAGUAAUACCAUUAUCCUGGAUAGAUGAGGUUAGCAGCAUAGCAGAAUCCAUAGGUAUUCCCCUUCACAUGGAUGGAGCGCGCUUGAUGAAUGCUGUGAUUGCAAGUGGGGAAAGUGCUUCUCGGAUUUUGCAAGCCUGUGAAACUGCAUCUAUAUGUCUGAGCAAGGGCUUAGGGACUCCUGUAGGAUCCGUGAUUGUGGGCAGUGAGGAGUUUAUGUACAAAGCAUUACGUCUUCGUAAAGUUUUGGGAGGUGGUAUGCGUCAAGCUGGAAUGCUGGCGGCAGCAGGACUUUAUGCCAUGGAUAACAUGAUAGACCGUUUAGCAGAUGACCAUAGACAUGCCCAGCAGCUGGCACAAGCAAUUCAUGGUAUGGGAAGCAGAUCUGUAAAGUGUAACCCAGCUGAAGUGCAUACAAAUAUUGCUAUAGUACAUCUAGCUACAGAUAUCAUAACCCCAGAACAAUUCUGCAAGAGAUUGUUAGCAGUAGGUGAAGGAGAGAUUUCAGAAAUUGGGGAAGUGGCCAUCAAAGUCUUGCCAUGGACAUCAGACUCUGUGCGUUUCGUGACACACUUUGAUGUAAAUAGUGAGGGUAUUGAAGCUGCAGUCACAAAGCUCAAGUAUGUUAUAAGUGAGAUUGACAGUCAGUUGGAUUAGGCCAGAUGAAGUGAGUGACGGUGUUCUUUAAGAAAAGUAUAGGAAAGUAUACUAGGCAUAGUAAAUAAUGGGACAGGUUAUUUGGACAGUCACUUGCUGACAUUCAUAGAUGUAGAUAGGCAUAAGUUGUUUCAUUCUAAUUAAGAUUUAACAUGAAUUUACAAUACAGUGAAAAGAGGUAUUUUUGUAAUUAUGAUACAAAAAGAUGUAUUUUUUUAUAAUGAGGUGUAUGAUAUUCUCUUGGUAUAUAAAAAAUGUAUAUUACAAUAUAGAUAAGUAAUAUUGAAAUUGUAUAUUAGAUUUUCUACUGGCAGAAAUUUGCUAACAAUGUUGAAAAGGUUCUCAUAUGAUUUUACUGGUCAUUGCAAGAAAAAUAUUGUGUGCCAUUGUUGUUUAGCAUUAUUUAGGUGUAAGAUAGUAUAGGAAAUAUUAUCUGAUAUUAAGGUAUGUGUCUAAAUGUUCAGAAAAAUGUGUAUAUAUGUUAUAUGUAUGUGAGAUGAAGAAUUUUGAAGUGAAAUGAACCAUAUUCCAUAUUUUGUAUUAAAAGAAAAUGUACUUAAAUGUAUCUAUGAUAUUCGUUUCACAUCCAGUUUUCGUGGAUACAAUGUGCAAUAUAUUUUUGCCUCAUUGAACUUCCACAUUUUCUUGCAUUUUCACUUCUUUAUCCUUCUAUUUUUUCUUUCUUCCCUUGCUUUUCUGUUUAAUGUCUAGCAGUCUAUUUUCUUUUAUCAUCUGAUUUGGACUCAGGUGGCCAUAAAACAUCUUGAGAUGUUUUAAGACCAAAUUUCUCUAAGGUUCCUUUUAUAGAUAUAGUCAGUAUAUUGUUUGGAAAACAGAACAUACCUUCUGAAAGUUUGGCAGUGUAAUAGUGUAACUGGUUCCUAAAGAGUAUUUAUGUGUAAGUACCUACCAUUGUUAAGAUGGUAUCUGUUUCCUUUUCAGAUUUUGUUUUCAGUAAAUCUACAUAUUAUUAAGCCUGAUUUUCAUGAAUCAUCUUCAGUUUAUAAGAUUUAAUUUCUAUUCGGUAUGUAAUCAAUAUGUAACUAUAAUUAUAAUGCACUCUUAUUUUUACAGGAAUGUUGUAUAUUUCAAUAUUAUUUUACUGCCUAUGGAGAACUGAUUCAUUAAUUAACCACAUAUAAUGAAUAUAGAGAUUUUCAAGUAUCAAAGAUUAAAGAUAAAUUUGAAACUAACUGUAUCGUUUCUGCACCUGAAAUCAUAUUAUGUAAUUGUGAAUGUUAACCUAAAUUUUUUUUUUUUUUCUCCAUCACAAUUUUUACUUCUUAUUCAUUAAAAGCAGUUAGCUAGGCUUUUAUCAUGAAAAGAAGGUAUAAAAAGUAAAAAAUAAUUUAACAAAUUUGUGUGAUUGUCACAAUAGAUUCUGCUUAGUAUAUAAGUGUGAUUAUUGUUCUGGGUAGUUGCCUACAACGGUGAGUUUUAGUUGAUAAUGAUGAAGGAAUCAGAAUAUUAUCAAUAUAUGAGAAUUGUUAUUGUAGUUGUCAAAUAUUCACUUGUGUUUGGAAUGUACUGAUAAGGUUUAAUUUGUUGAUUGUGAUAAUUUUGUUAAAAAAGGACAAUAUUGUAUGUUUGUAUUAUAAUUUACAUACAUCUCAAGGCUGUUUCUUUGAAGUAGGAGAAUGUGUGUUAUAGUUAUAAAUGAUUAAUUGUUUAUUAAUAUAUUAUGUGUAGUGGAGGCAUGUUAGAAGGAGCUAGUUUAUUUGGCGCUCAAUGAUUUCAAGGUUUAAUAAUGUGUUAUAAUAUAAUAUAUUUCAUGAAAUGCUCACAGCCAGGAUGGUAUUAGAGUGUCCAUAGAUAUGCUAAUCAUUUGUAUUGUAUAUAAUGAGUUAUUGCUGUGUCUUUUGUGCAGUCUCCAUUUUGCUUGUAUAAUAUCUCCCUUGCUCUUUUCUAUCA
Messenger RNA from Penaeus chinensis, 3210 nucleotides. Its product is annotated as probable low-specificity L-threonine aldolase 2. The transcript has 10 exons. Gene Ontology annotation, molecular function: L-allo-threonine aldolase activity. The record is from RefSeq and is a predicted model, not a curated record. Lineage: Eukaryota; Metazoa; Arthropoda; Malacostraca; Decapoda; Penaeidae. Gene Ontology annotation, biological process: L-threonine catabolic process; glycine biosynthetic process. Gene Ontology annotation, cellular component: cytosol. Bases 58 to 1299 code for a protein of 413 amino acids.